GAAAAGCAAACAUGGCGACUUCCACGGGGCAAAAUGGAAAGGCUGCUGGUACUUCGGAUGCGGAUCUCUUGCUUCACCCUGAGUUGUUGUCUCAAGACUUUAUGAGGCUAAUUUUAAAUGAGAAAAACGUGAGUACCAGAGACUGUGGGAGCAGGGACCAGCUCACAGAGCUCUACCUGCGGCAUGUCAUCCCUCUGCCGCAGAGGACUUUACCCAACACCCGCUGGGGACGGAGGAUGGAGAAGAGCCGAGGGAAGCAAACGCCGGUAGCUCACCGGUCAGACAACUCCAGCAGUGACCACAGUAGAAAGAGGCCUCUGAUUGUGUACGAUGGGAGCUCCACUCACUCUGGCCCACUGAAAGUGAAGAAACCAGAGGGAAGUAUAGUGUCAAUAGGAAGCAACGACAGGUUAAAACCUCCACCAGCAGCAAAUCUUUCCAACCCCAUCCGCAAACUCUCAGGCAACACAUCUUCCUCUCCAUCCAGUCAGCGCAGCAGUGACACAAAAAACCUCGAACGAGAAGCAAAUACGUCGGGGGCACUGAAGUCUCCGGAAGUGAAGAACAAGAUCCAGCGUGUGACUUGGCCCUGAUCUUUGGCCUCUUUUUCAUACAGACCUGAUGGGACCUCAAGGUCCGGCAGACAGACCACUCCUUUCCCUGUCCGUAACCUGUGGUUGCCUAUACCUUAGGUGUCCCAUCACAAUUUUCCCAACUCAUUUAUCCACAGAAAGAGGUGAAAACCCUUCUAGCUGUGGGUCAAAGCUGCUUAACUGUUGCCAUUCAGUUAUAAGAGCUUACAAACCGGGAUGAAGUCACGAGCUUCCUUGAUGUUUUCCAAAACCUCAAGUGCCCUUACCAGCAUUAAUCAGCAACUUGCAUUAAGUCCCAUCCAAAAUGAGUGAGGUGAAUUAUUGCUCUUUUUAUUCUGUUGCUGGUUUAGGUUAAAAGGCCCCGGGGUGAUGAAUGAUGGCUGCAAUGGCUGUGUGUUCAACUGGAUGCUAAAGGAUCUUAUAACGUGAUAACAAUGGAAGUAAGCAAGAGGCAAUGCAGACAUGUUAUGAGACAGAUCUGUUUCUUUGGUGUAUUGUAAAUGAAUAUAGACAGAUCAUGGUGAGCAUCACAUUUUAGAAGUUGUGUGAUCAGUGACUUUUUAUCAUUUCUGUUAUGAAUUCAACUGAGAUUUGCAUUUGUUGAGCACUACACAAGUUUUCCAGGAUUUUGAAAUGUCACUCUGGUGUGAGAUUUUACAUAUGCUGCACAUAACGAUGGGAUAAAUAAAAACAAUAUUGAACUUUAUUAUUAGUAGACCAGUAAUUACUUGUUUAUAAAAAGAGCAUCGCAGAGAGGCCGAGUCUUUCAAAAGGACCACUUUUGUAAAUACUGUUCCAAACAUUUUGGGAUGUUGUGCAAAAAUGUAAAUAAAAACAGAAUGCAAUGAUUUGAAAAUCUCAUAAACCCAUAUUUUAUUCACAACAAAAUAUAGAAAACAUAUCACAUGUUUGACCUGGCAGCGUGCCAUUUUAAGAAGAAAAUAAAGUCAUUAUGAAUUGGAUGGCCUUAACACAUCUCAAAAAGUUGGGGCAGGGCCACAUUUACCACUGUGUAGCAUCACCUCUUCUUUUAACAACAGUCCGUAAACAUCUGGAAACUGAGGAGACCAGCUGCUGGACUUUUUGGGAGCGGACUUGUCCUGUUUGUGUCUGAUAGAAGAUUCUAGCUGUUCAACAGUCUUGGAUCAUCUUUGUUGUGUUUUUCGUUUUAUGAUGUGCCACAUUUUCUGUUCUUGUUUUCAUAACAUCAAAAAUGCAGACUUUUGAGCACAUGGAUGAAGCUGGAUGGUCCCUCUCCUCUUUAAUCCAGAUGAUAUAGCAUCCAUGUUUUCCACCACCAAAAAUUCGAAUUUCAGCUCGUCUGACUGGAGAACAGUUUCCACUUUGUCUUGGCAAUUAUCAGAAUCAGAAUACUUUAUUAAUCCCGAAGUAAAUUAGGGUUACAGCAGGCAGCACGCUAAUAGCGCAUGCGCACUUACAAAGGAACCUUCUGACCAGACUUACACAAUAAAUGAGCCUUGGCCCAGAGAUAACAGCUGUGUCUCUGGAUCAUUUUGACAUAUAGCUUCUUUUUUUUUUGAAUGAUUAAGCUUUAACCUGCACUUGUGGAUGCCACAGUGAACUGUGUUCACAGACAGUGAUUUCUGAAAGUCUUCCUGAGCUUGUGCAGUGAUCUGUGACAGAAUCCUGCCUGUUUUCAGUGCAGUGCUGCCUGAGGGCGCGAAGAUCACAGGCAUCCAAUACUGAGUUUUCACCUUAUUGGUGUGCACAGAGAUUCUCUGAAUAUUCUGCUGAUAUUAUGUACUGAGAUAACGAGAAACUCUUCUCAAUUUUACAUUUAAGACCAUUACUCUAAAAUAGAUUGAUGCAAAAUUUGUGAACACAGUUCUUUGCAGAUUGGUGAACCUGUGCACAGCUUUACUUCUGAGAAGUUCUGCCUCUCUAAGAUGCUCCUUUUUUUAUACCAGCUCAUGUUACGAUCUGUUACCAAUUAACCUAGUUAGCUGCAAACUAGUUCCAGUUGUAUUUUUUAGUAUGAGCUAUUUUUCCAGCCAUUUGUUGCCCCAUCACAUGUCGCUGCCAUUAAAUUUGAAUUAAGCGAGUAUUUUUUAUGAAAUAAUAGAAUGU
This is a messenger RNA of Pelmatolapia mariae (spotted tilapia), 2681 nucleotides long. It is a transcript of the gene tslig2, whose product is annotated as linkage group 16_19 C2orf49 homolog. The coding region runs from base 12 to 593 and encodes 193 amino acids. Lineage: Eukaryota; Metazoa; Chordata; Actinopteri; Cichliformes; Cichlidae. Gene Ontology annotation, biological process: embryonic morphogenesis. The record is from RefSeq and is a predicted model, not a curated record. The transcript has 4 exons. Gene Ontology annotation, cellular component: tRNA-splicing ligase complex.